Molecule: messenger RNA, 4689 nt
Organism: Saprolegnia diclina VS20
Lineage: Eukaryota; Oomycota; Saprolegniomycetes; Saprolegniales; Saprolegniaceae
Exons: 18
Coding region: 1-4500 (1499 amino acids)
Biological process (GO): chorismate biosynthetic process; aromatic amino acid biosynthetic process
Cellular component (GO): cytoplasm
Molecular function (GO): 3-dehydroquinate synthase activity; shikimate 3-dehydrogenase (NADP+) activity; 3-dehydroquinate dehydratase activity
Source: RefSeq, a predicted model, not a curated record
AUGAGCUCGACGACCAAGGAGAUCCCGUGCAAGGACUACAUCGUCCAGGUCGGCCAUGGCCUCCUCGCCUCCGUGCCCGGCCAGCUCAAGACGCUCCUGCCCAAGGUCGGCAGCUACAUGGUCAUCUCCGACUCGAACGUCGCGCCGCUCUACGCCAAGACGCUCCUCGCCGGCUUUACCGACCGCGUCGAGCUCUACGUCAUUCCCGCCGGCGAGGCGAGCAAGUGUCGCCGCAUGAAGCAGACCAUCGAAGACUUCAUGCUCGCCAAGCGCUUCCACCGCGACUGCUGUGUCGUAGCACUCGGCGGCGGCGUCGUCGGCGACCUCGCGGGCUACGUGGCCGCCACCUACAUGCGCGGCGUGCCCUUUGUUCAGAUCCCGACGUCGCUGCUUGCCUGCGUCGACUCGUCGAUUGGCGGCAAGACUGGCAUUGACGUCGAAGCCGGCAAGAACCUCAUCGGCGCGUUCCACCAGCCCAAGCGCGUCUUCGUCGACCUCUCGCUCCUCGCAACGCUCCCGAAGCGCGAACUCAUCAACGGCAUGGCCGAGAUCAUCAAGGCCGGCGCCAUCUUUAGCGAGCCGCUCUUUUCACUCCUCGAGACCAACGUCGACGCGAUUCUCUCGCUGCAAAAAGACAUUGUCCUCGACGUCGUCGCGCAGUCGAUCGCCGUCAAGACGACAGUCGUCAACCUCGACGUCUCCGAGCAGGGCAUUCGCGCGAUUCUCAACUUUGGCCACAGCAUUGGCCAUGGCAUCGAAGCCAUCAUGCAACCCGAGCUCCUCCACGGCGAGUGCGUCGCGAUCGGGAUGGUCAAAGAAGCCGAGAUCGCACGGGGCAUGGGCCUCUGCUCGUCGGCGACCGUCGGGCGCCUCCUCCGCUGCAUCAAGGCGUUCGGCUUGCCCGUGCGCGUGCCGUCGCGGUCGCCGUCCCAUGUAGUCUUGACCAACAUGGAAGUCGACAAGAAGAACUCGGGCGCGCUCAAGAAACUCGUACUGCUCACGUCAAUCGGUGCCGUGCACUCGAAUCCGUACACGGUCGCCGUCGACGACGCGCGCAUUUUGCUUGUGCUCGAGCCGCAGGUGAUGGUGCAGCCCAAGGGGCCGCUACAGGGCUCCGUGCACGUGCCUGGCUCCAAGUCGAUUUCCAACCGCGUCCUCUUGCUCGCUGCGCUUGGCAAAGGGACGUGUCGCAUUUCGGGCUUGCUGCAUUCGGACGACACGCAAGUCAUGAUGGACGUGCUCCAAUACCUCGGCUGUGGCUUUGCAUGGGAAGACGACGGCAAUGUGCUCGUUGUGCAUGGCACGGGCGGUGUCUUCCCCAAGACGAUGCCAACCCACUGGUACCUCAGCAAUGCAGGCACGGCCGCGCGCUUCCUCACGUCCGUCGCAACCUUUUGCGGCGCUGAGAUUACGCUGACGGGCAACCACCGCAUGCAGGAGCGGCCGAUCGCCGACUUGGUCGAUGCGCUCAACACAAACGGUUGCCAUAUUGCCUACGACAAAACGUCGGGGUGCCCGCCGCUGCGCAUCACGCCGACGGGGCUGCCCGGUGGCCCCAUGCGCAUGCAGGGCAAGGUCAGCAGCCAGUACGUCUCGUCCGUGCUGCUCAGUGCGCCGUACGCGUCAUCGCCGCUCGACUUGCUCCUCGAAGAAGACGCGCCGACGUCCCUACCGUACAUUCUCAUGACGACGCAGCUCAUGGCCGACUUUGGCAUUCGCGUCCAGCAAACCGGCGCCAACCGCUUCUUGGUGCCCCGGGGUGUCUACACCAACCCGGCGACCUACCACGUCGAGGUCGACGCGAGCUCGGCGACGUACCCGCUGGCGCUUGCGGCGAUCACGGGCGGACGCGUCACGGUGCCUGGCCUUGGGUCGACGUCGACGCAGGGCGACGCGGCCGUGCACACGGUGCUGCAAGCGAUGGGCUGUACGACGGGCCAGGACGCGCACUCGACGUGGGUGCAAGGCCCGGCGUGUGGCACCUUGCAGGCGGUCAACGUCGAUAUGAUGACGAUGACGGACGCCUUUAUGACGGUUGCGGUCGUCGCGGCGGCGGCCAACGGCAAGACGACCAUCACCGGCAUCGCCAACCAGCGAGUGAAGGAGUGCAACCGGAUUGAAGUGAUGGUCCAGGAGCUCGCCAAGUGCGGCGUGCUCUGCGGCGAACUGCCCGACGGCAUUUGGAUCCAGGGCCUUGGCGGCAAGGCUCCGAUCUUUCCCCAAACGCUGGCCAAGAUUGCGUGCCACAACGACCACCGGAUCGCCAUGUCGUUUGCAGUCCUCGGGGCGGUCUGGCCCAAUAUUGUCAUCACGGACAAGGAGUGCACAGACAAGACGUUUCCGUCGUUCUGGGACGAGUGUGCGUCGAGCCUCGCCAUGUCGCUGACGUCGCCCACCACGUCGGGUCUGCAGUCGACCACAAGCGCGCUGCCCCGCUACGUCUUUCUCAUUGGCAUGCGUGGUGCCGGCAAGACGUCGCUUGGCAAGGCGGCGGCCGCAACCUUUGGCCUCGACUGGAUCGAUACGGACGAGUACCUCGAGAAGCAUGUGUUUCACUCCACUGUCAAGGAGUACGUGGCCGUUCACGGCUGGGACGCGUUCCGUGCCGCCGAAGUCGCGUGUCUUGAGCAGUGGAUGGCGAGUGCGCCGUCCUCGUCCGGUCCGACGACGAUCAUUUCGUGUGGCGGCGGCCUUGUGGAGUCGUCUGCGGCCGUCGCGAUGCUCCAAGCCUACCCGCUCGUGGUGCAUGUGGAGCGAGCGAUUGCCGACAUUGAGGCAUACCUGGCGACGGACGCGGCGCGACCGGCGUACGGCGAAUCGGUGCUCGCGGUGUGGACCCGCCGGCAGCCGCUGUUUACGGCCGCAAGCCAGUACCACUUUACCGUCUCGGCUGGCGAUUUCGACUUUGCGCGCAUCAGUGCGGACUUUGGCCGCUUCCUCGCGGUCGUCUUGCGCCGGUUCAAUGUCGCGAGCUUGACGCGCAUCCCCGACUCGUACUUUUUGAGCCUCACGUCCCCGAACUUGCACGCGGUCACCAAGGCGGACUUGGGUGUACUCGCGACCGGGGUGCACGCGCUCGAGCUUCGCGUCGACCUCCUCGCGUCCACGGAGCAUGCGUUUGUCGCCGACCAAGUCGCGCGUCUUCGGGCGCUCUCGCCGCUUCCGAUCAUCUACACGGUCCGGUCGCUCAACCAAGGCGGCGCGUUUCCUGAUGCGCCGGCAGACAUCUUUGAUCUGCUCCGGCUCGGUCUGCGUCUCGGUUGCGAGGUCGUCGACAUGGAGUGCUGCUGGGAGAGUGCGCUGCAGGCGAGUCUCCUCGAGGCCAAGGGUGGGUCGGCGAUCCUCGCGUCGUACCACGCAAUCCAAUCGCGCUCGACCAAGGAAAAGACUGCAGAGCUCUUUGAUCUGUGCGCGUGGCAAGGCCAGGUCGACAUUGCCAAGGUUGUCCUCAAGGCGUAUGACAUUUCCGACGCGUACAUGAUCCACCAAGUGCUCGCCGAGUGCAAAGCGCGCUGGUCAUUUGACAUGCCCACGAUUGCGGUGUGCACGACGCCGUCCGGAUCGCUCAGCCGCGUUCUGAACCGGACGCUGACGCCCGUGACGCACCCCGCUCUGCCCGCCGCCGCCGCGCCCGGUCAGCUGUCGGUCGCCGAGAUUGAGACGCUGCGCCAGACGCUGGGCAUGGCGCCAGGCUUGCGCUUCUACUUGUUUGGGAACCCGAUCGCCCACUCGCCGUCGCCCGCCAUGCACAAUGCAGCCUUUGCGGCGUUGCAGCUGCCGCACACGUACGACCUGCUCGAGUCGAAUGAUAUCAGCGUGUACAAGAAUGUCCUUGAGAACCCGAGCUUUGGUGGCGCGUCGGUGACGAUUCCGCACAAAGUCGACAUCAUUCCAUUUCUGCAGCAGCUGAGUCCGGCGGCGACGGCCAUUGGUGCAGUCAACACCGUCGUUGUGAAUCGCGCGACCAAGCGCCUUGAAGGUGACAACACGGACUGGCUCGGCAUCUACCGGCCGAUCGCGCGUCGCCUCUCGACCACGGAUGGCAACGCGCUCGUGAUUGGCGCGGGGGGCACCGCGAUGGCGGCCUGCUAUGCGCUGCAGCAGCUCGGGCUACGUGUGUUUGUCUACAACCGAACGCUGGCCAAGGCGAGCGAGGUCGCGUCACGCUUUCACAGCACCGCCUUGCCGUCGCUCGAGGCGGUGCCGACGAUGCAAGUGGUCGUCGGUACGAUCCCUGCCAGUGCUGGCUUUACGUUGCCCGACGCACUACUGCACAAGGCGCUGAUCGUGAUGGACGCCGCGUACAAACCCGCGAUUACCCCGAUGCUGGCGCACGCGAGUCGCUUUGGCUGCGUGUGCAUCCAGGGCUACGAGAUGCUGGUCGAGCAAGGUCUUGAGCAGUCCAAGCGCUGGACAGGCACGAGUGUUGCCAUUGAUGUUCUUGCCAACGUCGUCAAGGCGCGCUUCGACUCGGCCGAGAUCCUGCCCGGCGGCCUCUAAGGACAAGCUACGUUUUUAUUCUGGAAUCGCAGAUCUCGACGAACUAACAUUUUGCGAUCUUGACAAGGAGAGUGAUGGUCAUUUUGCGGAAUGUGUGUGAUUUGGAAGAUCCUGUAUCCUAAUCCCAUGUCCUGGUUCCAACACGCAGCCGGACUUCUACGCACUGAGUAGCUCCUUGGCGAUACCUCC